AUGCCAAACCUCGAAGGUGUACAGUACGCCGUCACGUUUGAUGAACUGUUCAACGAGGACAACGACAAAGAGUACAUGGCCUGGUUGGAUGCCCUCUUAGAGCCAGCCAGCAUCGAGUUUCUCAAGCGCUUUGUUGCCGGCAAGCUGGGCGGUGACCGCGGCUCCGUCCAUUAUGUGGACAUGGCCCGCGGCUCCUUCAACGUGGUGCUCCAGUUUCGCAUCGACGACGGUCGCGCACCGGCACGGCUGGCACUGCGCAUACCUCAGCGCGGCUUCACGGCCGAGGCGGUGACCGCCGAGCGACUCGAGAACGAGGUCCACUGGAUGCAAUAUAUCGAGGAGCAGAGCACGGUCCCCGUCCCACGUAUCUACAGCUGGGCAGCGUCCGGCGAUGCCGUCGACCCCCGCAUCGGGCCGUACAUGCUCAUGGACUACGAAGCGUCCGACAACGAAACAGACGCCUUGGAAAAGCGCACGGCCGUCUUUGAGCAGCUGGCCGACAUUUUCCUGCAACUCCGCAGCCACCACUUCGACAAGAUCGGGUCGAUCACAAGGGCCGACGGGGGUGCGUGGGCGGUCACGCGGCGCCCGCUCACCAUCGAUAUGCACAUUCAGUUGGUGGCGAUGCCCGGCUUCUCGACCGAUGACUGGCCGACAAGUCCGCUGCUGCACGCCAAGGACUACGUGUCGCUGGCGACGGCGCUGCGCAACCAUCAAAUGCUAUGCCUCCGCAACAUCAACAUCCCUGGCGCUUGGAACAAGGAUGGCUUCUACGACUUCCAGGAAGGCGACGCCAUCGACAUGCAGCGCGCUCUGAAGACGGCCCGCGGCCGUGUCCUCGCGCGGCGCGCCAUGGGCCUGCCGGCGACGGCCGCCCAUCUCGUCGACGGCGACGGGAACGACGGCGGCGAGCACGACGAGAAGCCGUUUGUGCUGUUUCACCCGGACCUCACUGCCAGCAACAUCCUAGUCGACCUGAACACGGCCCGCAUCACGGCUCUGAUCGACUUUGAGUACACAAACGCCGUGCCAGCCGCGUUGGCCGACGAUCCGCCUGUGUGGCUAUCGCAUAUAGAUUUUGUGCACUGCCUCACAUUCGGCUUCUUCGCCGAGUGGCAGGCUCGGUACAAGUACAGGCUCGACGCCUUUCUGGCUGUCCUAGAGCGUGUUGAGCAGAAGCAAAAGCAGCAGCAGCAGCAGUCGCCGCCACCUGCCUCUGAACGGCCCCCUUUGUCUGCAAGGAUGCGCGCAUCGUGGGAGAAAAAGACAUAUCUCAUCAACCACGCACUGCAACGUGCCGCGCUCGCCGACACAAUCUAUCACGACCAGCCGGCUCUGUUUCCGGUCGUGGUGGAGGUCGUUGAUGGCACUGACGACUGGACGCAGGAGGUGCACAUGUACGAGGAAUACACCAGGUGGCAGAUUGACCUAUAUGAGGCGGAUCGCAAGGCGCGCCAUCAAAAGAGACAGCCUGCUGGGACUUGA
Molecule: messenger RNA, 1485 nt
Organism: Sporothrix brasiliensis 5110
Lineage: Eukaryota; Fungi; Ascomycota; Sordariomycetes; Ophiostomatales; Ophiostomataceae
Exons: 2
Coding region: 1-1485 (494 amino acids)
Source: RefSeq, a predicted model, not a curated record